CGUACCUAAUUAAGCAUGUGUAACACGCGCGGCGAUUAUAAAACAAAACAGGCGCUCGCCCUUUGUUUACUAAAUGACGCAGAGGCGUGGGGCAUGAGGCUCGAUGCAAUCUACGGAGCGCGGAGUCGUUUACCUUCCAUGCGACGAGACGGUCGCCAUGUGCGUAGAUGCGUGAGCGCAGCGGCAACGACGCGCGGCAACGGGCUCGCGCACGCGCACGGGCAGAGAGGCGGAGCCGGCGGCUGCGCGCGGACGAUGGCGCGCUGGCUGUGGGCGCUGACGCUGCUGGCGAGCGCGCAGGCCUGGCGCCCGCCGGCACGGCCGCUGCUGCUCUCGCCCGCGGCGCCCAUGCGCGCCACGCGCCAUGCUCAUUCCAUACAUCACAUGCACCUUUUCGGAUGGCACCUGGAGCUGCAGGAGAACCACGCUAUCCGCUCGCCGUACUACACCGAGUGCCAGUUUUACACGGGGCGCGUGCUGUACGAGGACUCGUCCUCGGUGACAGUAACGGAGUGCGGCGGGCAGCUGUACGGACUGCUGCAGGUGGGCGGCGAGGAGUUCGUGCUGCAGCCGACGCGGCCACAAGGCAGGCAGUCGCAUGUGCUGCGGCGGCGCGACGUCGUGCUGUCGGACCCGCCCGCUGCCUACAACCUCACCGGUGACACGGUCGCCGACCUCGAGUUUGACUUCGACGAUGAGCCGCCCUCGCCGCAUGUGCACGUGCGCAACAGUGACCACUCGGAUGACGUCCAAAACUUUCAUGGUUUGCGCCCGGUGACCCGCCCGGUGUCAGGCGUGAAGGGCCUGUGGCUCGAAAUGGCUAUCGUGGCCGACCAUACGAUGUUGAAGUUUCACGGUCAAGAGCGAGUGAAGCAUUACAUUUUAGCUCUAAUGAACAUUGUCAGUGCCAUCUUCAAUGACCCGUCGCUCAAUUCAAACAUAACUCUCGUCAUCAACAAUUUGUUUAUGUACGAGGAAAAGGAUCCAAUUAUAAAAUAUGGAAAUGUGCGAAAAUCAUUAGAAGGUGCAAAUAAAUGGAAUUACAGACAUCUUAUGAAGUUACCUGCAGAUAGUACUGGUUGGGAUGCUACCGUUUGGCUGACACGGGCGCCGUUGGGCGGGCCAUCGGGCUUCGCCUCCGUCGGUGGCAUCUGCACCCGCACGCGCUCUGCCGCCAUCGACAGGGACGAAGGGCUUACCAGUGCUUUUGUUAUCGCACACGAACUUGGUCAUCUUUUGGGUUUAACACACGACGGCGAAGGUCAAUGCCAAUCGGAUUCGGAGCGAGGGUCAGUGAUGGCUCCCACAGUUCUCGCCACGAUGCAUCACUUCUCAUGGUCUUCGUGCUCCAAGGAGCAGUUCCACGAGAAGUCAAAGAAGUGGUGGUGUUUGCACGAACGAAGUCAGGACGAAGGUGUGGAACUAGGAGGUGCCAAAGAACUUGCCAAUUUUCACUUCACUAUGGACGAGCAGUGCAGAACGGAAUUCGGUGAAGGGUUCUCCGUAUGCAAAUCUAUAAAGAUGAGAUCUGUUUGCGCCAAGCUGUGGUGCGCCCAUCGCGCCAUGCCGCACGUCUGCCGCUCGAAGCGCGCGCCGCCGCUAGAGGGCACGCGGUGUGGCACUAAUAGGUGGUGCGUUGACCAUGUGUGCGAGUUGAUGCCGGGUCACGGUGGUGAAGGCAAAACUCACGAAGGGGAGGGUCCAGGCACCGCGGAGUGGAGCGAGUGGGGAGCGUGGAGCGAAUGCGACGCCGACUGCGGGUACGGCAUCAGGACACGCACACGACGCUGUCGGUACAAAGGGUCGGUCUCUGAGAGUGCUUGCGAGGGCGCCGGCUCCCAAGUGUCGGUGUGCUGGAAGGGGUCCGCGUGCGCGGCCACGCGGGACAUUCGCGCUGACAUGUGCGUGCGGCAGGCCAGCCACCUCAUACCCCACGUGCAACCAGAUGAGUCAAAAAACUGCGAAGCAUGGUGUGUAGACUACGCCGGAGGGGAGCCUUCUAAAUUUGGACAUCUGCCUGACGGUGCGCCUUGCAGCUACCAGAGACCGUUUGACCUUUGCUCACAGGGUACAUGUGUUAAAGGACAAUGUAACGCGACGGAUCCGGCCUGCAACUGGUGCCCAGAUGGUUACUGUAAUAACAAUACAUAUGUUUAUACUCGAACACUUGGAAAAGGUUGGUCACGUUUAACGGUGGUACCACACGAGGCCCGCUUGCUAUCAGUCCAUCUGUCCACACCGGUUGCAUUGAACAUCGCGAUCCGAGAACGUAAAAAGAACAGACCUAUCUUGGAGCUGGCGAAACAUCAUGCCAAACGAUUUGAACUAGAAAAUAAAGAAGAUAAAUAUUUGAAGUAUGAUCCUAAUGUGCCACAGAACCUGCAGAUAAUAGAGGUAGAUAGCAACGUGAUAAAUAUCAAGGAGGGGGAUAGGUUUGGAUGGGAGGGGGAGGUAGUUGCUGCAGGUAGCCAGGUGCGGUGGAAGCAGACCGAUAAUGACAUCUUUAUAACAUCGGACUCCCGGCUACAGACGGAUUUAAUGAUUAUGGCUGCUCCAGAACGGCCGUUGGAAGAGAAAAUCUCCGUAGUAGUGUCAGUCAACUACAGCACACCCGCACCGAAAGCGCGACCUAUGGAAUACAGAUGGCCGGGUGACCGCGGGCCGUGUUCAGUGUCUUGCGGUGGCGGCAUGCGCUUGGUGCGACAGCGGUGUCCACGCGAACAGAAUUGUCCGCCCACGCGCUACGAGCGUUGUAACUCACACAGUUGUGAAUUCAUGUGGGCGCCGGGUGACUGGGAGGAGUGCAGCGCCACCUGCGGUGCUGACGGCGUACAAGAGAGACAACUAUUCUGUGUACCUGCUAAUAUUAGUGUAUUAACAAAAAAAGAACUGGUACGGCGUAGUGUAUCGCCGGCGCUGUGCCCGCCGAGCAAGCCAGAAAAGCAGCAGCCUUGUAACCGCCUGCCCUGCCCCGCCUACUGGCAGGAGAUGCCCUGGACUCCGUGUUCAGCGACAUGUGGACGAGGUAUCUCGCAACGACCACUGGUGUGUCCAGCGUCAGACGAGAGGCUGUGCGGGCCGAAGCCCCGUGAGCACCGACGCCGCUGCAGAUUGCGCCACUGCCCGCCCCCAGAGCGACUACUCACGCACUGUCCCGCUAGCGACGGCACGCAGUACUGUGAACUCUUCGCUCGAGACCAGCUCGAAAGGAACUGUGUUGUACCUCCCUUUCGGAAGUACUGCUGUAACGCCUGUCGUGCUAUUGAACCCAACUCGGAUAAGGGCAUUUAGUGUACUGCUUGCUAUGCUGACGUAGGUUGGUAAAACUAGCGCUUUUAGCACGACUAGUUGGUUCUUGUGUGAAUCACAUGCGUGAAGCCUUCAAACCAAAUGGGGUAACGACGUUCGAUCGCAAAGAAAAGCUUUUCGGUUAUCUUACAACUAGAAGCAUUACAAAUUCCGAUCGUUGAAGAGGACUCUUGGAAUUAAUAGGGUUAUAGGUAAAGUAGAAUUUUGAUAUAGAUUUUUUUACCAUCUAUAU
This is a messenger RNA of Papilio polytes (common Mormon), 3541 nucleotides long. RefSeq names its product A disintegrin and metalloproteinase with thrombospondin motifs 14-like (gene Adamts-1). NCBI's taxonomy places the organism in Eukaryota, Metazoa, Arthropoda, Insecta, Lepidoptera, Papilionidae. The record is from RefSeq and is a predicted model, not a curated record. Gene Ontology annotation, cellular component: extracellular matrix. Bases 16 to 3291 code for a protein of 1091 amino acids. Gene Ontology annotation, biological process: extracellular matrix organization; proteolysis. The transcript is spliced from 17 exons. Gene Ontology annotation, molecular function: metalloendopeptidase activity.